CAUUGACUGGGUGGCAUUUAUUGUUGAGACAGACAACACAAUGGCUGACCUAUCGUUCGUGAUUCGUGCUGCUGUCAUUGGCAUGGUUCUGGCCGUGACACUGGGUCAGUUCGGUUUCCCAGGACUUGGGGGAAGACCAGCGUUUGGUGGCCAAGGGGGAGGUAAUCCACUCCUUGGUGCUCGUGGAGGCGGCUUAGGCGGACUUGGUGUAUUUGGUGGACUUGGACUCCCAGGAAUUGGUGGGGGGUUCCAGCCUCAGCCUCAGACUCCUCCACCCAACAACCCCCAACCCCAGGCUCAACCUCCCAGUCAGGACCAGAAGAAGCUGGUGGACCUCCUGGUGAACGUCAUCUCGAAGAACCACGACCACAAACACCAUCUGGAUCACCACAACUCCACCGUCGCGGGGAAGCCCAACAGAAUGCAAGCAAUCAAAGAUGCCCUCAAACUUCAUAAUCAGAGAUAUUGAUUUUAAUGUUUUUGUUGUAUCAUAAUAUUUUCAAAUCACCUCAUUUUUGUUUAAUAGGUUCGUUGUGAUCUAAUACUACAUUGUGGCUGAUACUGUAAUGAUGUGAUGUUUGAACGAGUAUAGCCUAUAAUACUCUUAGAAAACCCACAGUUGUACAAGUGAGCAUGGUUGUACGACACAUUUAGAAAUACAGUAAACUACGGUUAUAACGAACUCAAAAGGACUACUUUUAGUUCGUUAUAACCGUGGUUCGUUAUAAGCAUAUAUACAGCAUAACUACAGCAAAUAGUCGGGAUUAAAAAGUUAGUUCGUUAUAUCCGUCAGUUCGUUAUAAGCGUGUUCGUUAUAACCGUAGUUUACUGUAGUUCAGCAAUAUCACAGCGGUGACACCAAGAAUUGGCAUCAGUUAUUGUCCCACCGCCUCAAUAGGCAACUUACCCCUUGUCAUUUUCAAUAUCUAUAUCUUAACUCUAAAAGAGAGAUAUCUAAGUUGGCUUUGCGAGGUUUAGAAGGAAAUCUUAUCUCGACCAAACAUUUAUUGUUUCUAUUAUAGCCUAGGUGUGUGAUUGUUUUAUCCUGAAGUUAGAUGCUUGUGGUAAAGUCAUUGGAUUAGAGUCAGCUAUGAACCCACAAGAGUAUUUGAAAAGAUCAUACGAUAUUAAUAGUAUUAAUCCUUGUUUUAGGUUAUCAAACAAGAAGCGUAAAUAGUUUAACCAUCAACCCAAUAACUUAAGUUAAUUUUAGGUGGAAGUGUGCGGAUUAGUGCGAGGCAGGGUGUAAGAUUUAAUAGAGAAAAACUAACCAUUCACUGAUGUGUAAAAGCAACAUGCACAUCGAUGCAGAUUCCAGGUAACAUUGGUCCUAAAUAUACCACGAUCAUAUCAAUCUAGCUUCUCUAUAGAAUAGAUAUGAUUAAAACGUACAUGCAGUCAUCUGAUAUGACCAUGGUCACCUUGUUGUGAGUUCGAACCCUAGAUUCGUCUAUAUAUGACUCUUGGUUUGUAGCCGCCAAUUCCGUUAUCAUUGAUUUCAUCAAGUGUUCACUACCACUGCCCACUACCUGUGUCAAUCUGGAUUUUCUCAAAGCUAACACUGUGUGAUGUGACUGAAUCAUCCUAAACGGAAACCCUUCACAUUCUAGGGGUUCGGCUGCCUACAGGGCAGUUACCUUGAGUGAUGUUGAUCUAUAGGGUUUCAUCUUUGAACAGGGGCAGUCGGGUAGCCUAGCGGUUAAAGCGUUCGCUCGUCACGCCGUACACCCGGGUUCGAUUCUCGACAUGGGUACAAUGUGUGAAGCCCAUGUCUGGUGUCCCCCGCCGUGAUAUUGCUGGAAUAUUGCUAAAAGCGGCGUAAAACCAUACUCACUCACUCAUCUUUGAACGAUGUUAUAUUUUCCACGAAUCUUACAUCAGCCAUGGUAUUAUAUUAUUUCACCAGUUACACAUUUUCUAGCUAUAGUUAUACAGUUGAAUGUGUCAUUAGCAAGAGGUAGAAGUUCAUGCUCAUUAAAAUAUACACCGUGA
This is a messenger RNA of Haliotis rufescens (red abalone), 1992 nucleotides long. Its product is annotated as 34 kDa spicule matrix protein-like. Lineage: Eukaryota; Metazoa; Mollusca; Gastropoda; Lepetellida; Haliotidae. The record is from RefSeq and is a predicted model, not a curated record. Bases 41 to 469 code for a protein of 142 amino acids. The transcript is spliced from 2 exons.